AUGUCGUACUACGGAAACGGAGGAUAUUCUCCUUAUGGUCAACCUGGUUACGGAGCACCACCACCAGUUUCUGGAGCACCUGGAUACAUUCCACCAACUGUUCACGGUCAAACUGAUGGAUAUCAUCAUGAUCAUCAUCACCACCAUGGAUUUUUACAUGAGAUGGGCCAUGCUCUGACUGGACACCAUCAUUAUCAUCAUCACGGACAUCAUUUCGAACACCAUCAUCAUCACCAUGGACACCACUGA
This is a messenger RNA of Caenorhabditis briggsae, 249 nucleotides long. The record is from RefSeq and is a predicted model, not a curated record. The transcript has a single exon. Gene Ontology annotation, biological process: stress response to metal ion. Bases 1 to 249 code for a protein of 82 amino acids. Lineage: Eukaryota; Metazoa; Nematoda; Chromadorea; Rhabditida; Rhabditidae.